Emys orbicularis (European pond turtle) is the source of this 2100-nucleotide messenger RNA. RefSeq names its product Rho related BTB domain containing 1 (gene RHOBTB1). Gene Ontology annotation, cellular component: cytoskeleton; cytoplasmic vesicle; cell projection. Gene Ontology annotation, molecular function: GTPase activity; GTP binding; protein kinase binding. NCBI's taxonomy places the organism in Eukaryota, Metazoa, Chordata, Testudines, Emydidae. The record is from RefSeq and is a predicted model, not a curated record. Bases 22 to 2100 code for a protein of 692 amino acids. Gene Ontology annotation, biological process: cortical cytoskeleton organization; engulfment of apoptotic cell; regulation of cell shape. The transcript has 10 exons.
AGCAGAUUACUAGAGACUGACAUGGACUACGAAAGACCCAACGUUGAAACCAUAAAAUGUGUGGUAGUUGGCGAUAAUGCAGUGGGAAAGACUCGCUUAAUUUGCGCAAGGGCAUGCAAUACCACUUUGACACAGUAUCAGCUCCUGGCAACUCACGUACCGACCGUCUGGGCAAUUGAUCAGUAUCGUGUCUGCCAAGAGGUCCUUGAACGCUCCCGGGAUGUUGUUGAUGAAGUGAGCGUUUCUCUCAGACUCUGGGAUACUUUUGGUGACCAUCACAAAGACAGACGUUUUGCUUAUGGAAGGUCUGAUGUAGUUGUUCUGUGUUUUUCAAUUGCUAAUCCUAAUUCCUUGAAUCAUGUGAAAACAAUGUGGUAUCAAGAAAUCAAGCACUUUUGUCCUCGCACACCUGUUAUUUUGGUUGGCUGCCAACUGGAUCUUCGUUACGCUGAUCUUGAAGCUGUUAAUCGAGCCAGACGGCCUUUAGCAAGGCCUAUAAAAAGGGGAGAUAUUUUACCACCAGAAAGAGGCAGAGAGGUUGCCAAGGAGCUUGGGAUACCAUAUUAUGAAACUAGUGUAUUUGACCAGUUUGGAAUUAAGGAUGUUUUUGAUAAUGCAAUCAGAGCUGCACUAAUAUCCAGGAGACACCUGCAGUUCUGGAAAUCACAUUUAAAGAAGGUCCAAAAACCUUUACUUCAGGCUCCAUUCCUACCUCCAAAGGCACCUCCUCCAGUUAUUAAAAUCCCAGAGUGUCCUGUAACCAGUAUGAAUGAGGCUGGAUAUUUGUUAGACAAUCCGUUGUGUGCAGAUGUUAUGUUUGUUCUUCAGGAGCAGAAUCACAUUUUUGCUCACAAGAUUUACCUAGCUACCUCCUCUUCAAAGUUUUAUGACCUUUUUUUAAUGGAAUGUGAAGAAUCUCCAGACUUCAGUGAAAUACAGUGUAGUACAGAUAAGACCAGUAGGGACUUCCUGUCUAGAACAAGUCAUCUUGAAACAGAUGAUGACAGUGAUGAAGCAAAUUUAAAAACUUUUGAUGCCAAACUUCCAGUACCAGAAACUGAUGGGACUUUAAAGAUGCUAGAACUUGAAACUGAAGAAACUAGUUCUACAAGGAGAGCUUUGUCCUCCUUGGGUAAAGGGUUUGUUAGUAUGCAUAAGGAAAUACAAAUCAACCCUGUAUCUAAUAGGAAAUGUCCUGUAACUGUGGUCAAGAUGGAUUCCUCUGUUCAGCCUGGGCCUUUUAAAACUGUUUUACAAUUUCUAUAUGCUGGGCAACUGGAUGAAAGUGAAAAAGAUCUGACAAGAUUAGCACAGAUUGCUGAAAUCUUGGAAGUAUUUGACUUGCGGAUGAUGGUGGAAAAUAUUAUGAAUAAAGAAGCCUUCAUGAAUCAAGAGAUUACUAAAGCCUUUCAUGUCAGGAAAGCAAACCGGAUAAAAGAGUGUCUUUGCAAAGGUACAUUUUCUGAUGUUACAUUUAAGUUGGAUGAUGGAAGCAUAAAUGCCCACAAGCCACUGCUGAUUUGUAGCUGUGAAUGGAUGUCUGCUAUGUUUGGAGGAUCAUUUGUUGAAAGUUCAAACAGUGAGGUUGUUCUUCCCAACAUAAACAAGACUUCUAUGCAGGCAGUUCUGGAUUAUUUGUAUACCAAGCAAUUAUCAUCGAGUCAGGAGCUGGACAUGCUUGAAUUAAUUGCACUGGCAAACAGAUUUUGCCUCCCACACUUGGUUGCACUGGCAGAGCAGCAUGCUGUGCAGGAGCUGACUAAAGCCUCAGGGAAUGGCAUUGGCAUAGAUGGUGAAGUACUCUCCUAUUUGGAAUUGGCCCAGUUUCACAAUGCUAAUCAGCUGGCAGCGUGGUGCUUGCACUACAUCUGCACCAAUUACAACAGUGUUUGCUCCAAAUUCCGCAAAGAAAUAAAAGCUAAGUCUCCAGAUAAUCAAGAAUAUUUUGAGAGACAUCGCUGGCCUCCUGUAUGGUACUUAAAGGAAGAAGAUCACUACCAGCGUGUUAAAAAGGAAAGAGAAAAGGAAGAUAUUGCACUGAAUAAACAUCAUUCAAAACGGAAGUGGUGCUUCUGGAAUGCCUCUGCUGUAGUUGCCUGA